This is a messenger RNA of Drosophila busckii, 1335 nucleotides long. RefSeq names its product protein roadkill-like. The record is from RefSeq and is a predicted model, not a curated record. NCBI's taxonomy places the organism in Eukaryota, Metazoa, Arthropoda, Insecta, Diptera, Drosophilidae. Gene Ontology annotation, biological process: proteasome-mediated ubiquitin-dependent protein catabolic process; regulation of proteolysis. Gene Ontology annotation, molecular function: ubiquitin protein ligase binding. Gene Ontology annotation, cellular component: cytoplasm. Bases 169 to 1242 code for a protein of 357 amino acids. The transcript has 3 exons.
UUUUAAUUUUGCCAUAUAUAGUGAUUUUUGAAUUCACGUAAUUUUUAAUUUUAGGCUUACGUGCUUUUGUUUUCUACGGCUGUACAAAAAUAGACAGCGAGACUGGCUUUGAAUGUUGCGUCGACAACGACUACGACGACGCCAGUUAUUUGUCAGAGAAUCUGAAAUAUGAAGAUUGUAGAGAAACCCAAUGAAACUGUUCAAAAAAUCUCUUCUACAACUGAUAUAAGAAAUAAAGUUUAUCAAACUAACUAUACAUGGACUAUAAAAAACGCCAAGGUGUUGUGGAAAUUUGAUAAAUAUAAUGGCUUAAAGUCAGAAAGAUUCUCUGCUGAUGGUGGUGUAGCAAAUUCAUAUUUAAAGUUCCAUAAGGCAGACCCGGACGUAUUCCUUGAAUUUCAUUCGUCUAUAGAAACGAAUUAUGACUCUAUAAUAAAUUGUAUACUAAAUAUACCGGCCCUGGAGUAUGGUAAAGAGUUUCUAAUUAGCUCUAUAAAAUAUCCAUUCUAUCUUGGAUCACUUAGCGAAAUCAACAACAAAAUUGAAAAAAUUUAUAUUGAUAAGAUAAUUAUAUAUUUUGAACUUAGUAUACAACAAAUAAAUGGAAUUGAAAAUUCCGCAGAUGCAAACUUCAAACCGCGUAUAGAAAAAAACAAUGGCAAGCUACUAAAGGAACUUGGGGAUUUACUCCAUGAUAGCAAGUUCACUGAUGUGAUCAUCAUAUCGGCCGAUAAAAAGGAACUACGAGCCCAUAAGCUCAUACUGGCAGCACGAAGCGAAGUGUUUAAGGCAAUGUUUAGCCAUGAGCUGGAGGAGAACAAACUAAAUGAAGUGUCUAUAAGCGAUUUCGAUGCGGAGGUUAUACACGAAAUGCUGAAAUAUAUGUAUACCGAAAAACUGACGAAAUUGAAUGAUUUGAAUGCAGAUCUUUUAGCCAUUGCCAACAAGUAUGAGCUGCAGGAGCUCGAACAAAUGUGCGUAGAUUCGCUGCUUGAGCAUCUUUCUAUCGAAACAGCAGCAGAAGCAUUCCAGCUGGGCGAUCUGUACAAUUGGCAAAUACUAAAAGAUAAAGCAAUGAUUAUCUUUGAACAGUGCACAACAAAUUGGUUGAGGAAAAACGCAUUCCAAGAACCUCAAGUACUAAAGAACAUAUUUGAGAUCAUUAUGAGUUUGCCAAAAGCUAACGUAGCCGAAGAAAGCAACGGUACAGCGGAAGCAACAACACAUUGCAAUUCCAUUUAAAAAAAUUGUGCUAAAUAACUUUCGUAUCUAUCUUAGUUUUAAUAUUGUUUAACAUUGCGCAUAUAUAUAUCGAUAAACAAAAGCCAAAGCUAG